UUUGGUUUAUACUUUUAGUAAUGGAAUCAACCUCUUGAAGGCAAAAUGUCCAAGUUGAUUUUGUACGGAACAGAGGCUAGUCCUCCAGUUCGGGCCGCCAAACUGACCUUGGCCGCCCUUGGCAUUCCCUACGAAUACGUCAAAAUAAACACCCUGGCCAAGGAGACCCUUUCGCCCGAGUUCGUGCGGAAGAAUCCCCAGCAUACGGUGCCCACUUUGGAGGACGAUGGCCAUUUCAUCUGGGACUCACACGCAAUCAGCGCAUAUCUGGUGUCCAAGUAUGGCCAGAGUGACGCACUUUAUCCGAAAGAUCUCCUCCAGCGUGCUGUGGUGGACCAGCGAUUGCACUUCGAGUCCGGCGUGGUCUUUGUCAACGGACUGAGGGGCAUUACCAAGCCGCUCUUCGCCACCGGUCAGACCACGAUUCCCAAGGAGCGUUACGAUGCCGUCAUUGAGAUCUAUAACUUUGUAGAGACUUUUCUCACCGGACACGAUUUCAUUGCCGGUGAUCAGCUGACCAUCGCGGACUUUAGCCUCAUCACAUCUAUUACCGCACUGGCGGUAUUCGUGGACAUCGAUCCAGUAAGAUACGCCAAAAUAACUGCGUGGAUCAAGAGGAUUGAGGAACUACCUUAUUACGAGGAGGCAUGUGGCAAAGGUGCCAGGGAUUUGGUGACCCUCCUCAAGAAAUUCAAUUUUACCUUCUCAACUUAAUACUUUGUUUUUCGUAUGUAAUUAAAUUGUUAUUGUGUUCCUUAAGCUGAUUUAAAAUAUUAAAACAUUGCAAGAAUA
This is a messenger RNA of Drosophila simulans, 792 nucleotides long. RefSeq names its product glutathione S-transferase 1 (gene GstE8). Gene Ontology annotation, molecular function: glutathione transferase activity. Gene Ontology annotation, biological process: glutathione metabolic process. The transcript has a single exon. The record is from RefSeq and is a predicted model, not a curated record. NCBI's taxonomy places the organism in Eukaryota, Metazoa, Arthropoda, Insecta, Diptera, Drosophilidae. Bases 46 to 714 code for a protein of 222 amino acids.